This is a messenger RNA of Phyllostomus discolor (pale spear-nosed bat), 738 nucleotides long. Its product is annotated as C-C motif chemokine 3-like. The record is from RefSeq and is a predicted model, not a curated record. The transcript is spliced from 3 exons. Gene Ontology annotation, molecular function: chemokine activity; CCR chemokine receptor binding. The coding region runs from base 83 to 364 and encodes 93 amino acids. Lineage: Eukaryota; Metazoa; Chordata; Mammalia; Chiroptera; Phyllostomidae. Gene Ontology annotation, biological process: cellular response to type II interferon; positive regulation of GTPase activity; positive regulation of ERK1 and ERK2 cascade. Gene Ontology annotation, cellular component: extracellular region.
CGGAAGGAGGCCGGCAGCCGUGGGUUCUGGAGCCCCAUCUCCGCUCUGCCCACACUCCUCCGCCCUCCGCCUGGCCACCGGCAUGAAGGUCCUCGAGGCGACCGUCCUUGUUCUUCUCUGCACCGGGGCCCUCUGCUCCUUCGGAAAACAAGGGAUUUACAUCGUGCCCACCUGCUGCUCGUCCUACACCCGGCCGAUCCCCCGCAAACUUGUGGUCGGCUAUUUUAAGACCAGCGGCCAGUGCUCCAGCCCGGCCGUGGUCUUUCUCACCAAAAAGGGCCGGCAUUUCUGUGCCGAUCCCAGAGAUGCCUGGGUUCAGGACUACAUCAGCAGCAUGGAGGAGGUCUCCCAAGUGGUCCAGUGACUCAGCGUGGCCGUGGGCAGCAGGGACGCAAAGUAGGGAAAGGUCCCUGCAACCCCAGAAGUUUCUUGUCCUGUGAGUCCUCCACCGCCCCCCACUAACCACAUUCUGAAACCUUUCUUUAACUUAGUAAGGUACUUAAAUAUUGCAAAUCGUUUUAUUCACUUGAUGCUUUCUCUGAGAAAUCAUCUAACACCCUCUCACCCCCAAACCCUUCCCCUGUCAAUCAGACAGUGGUUGACCUGUGUCCAGGGUGAUGGUGGACGAUUGUGCUCCGUCUCUGGGCGGACGGGGGACCGAACCCAUCGACAGAUGCUUACUGAGUUUGUGGGAGUCCUUUACUCUGUUAAAAUCGCCAGAACAAUAAAGAUUCUUUU